GGAGGAGGAGAGGAGAGCGCGAGCGCGGCCGCUCCUCACAGGGCUCACAUCUCCAGCAGGCAUCCCUCCUCAUCCUUUCAACCCCUGCACCGAAAUACACUGUAGCAAUGCGGCAGGACGGAUCCAUGCAGAUGGCUGCGCCGCAGAAAGAGAACGCCGAUCAGAACUUUGACUACAUGUUCAAACUGCUGAUCAUCGGGAACAGCAGCGUGGGCAAAACGUCGUUCCUCUUCCGCUACGCUGACGACUCGUUCACAUCAGCAUUCGUCAGCACGGUCGGCAUUGAUUUCAAAGUCAAGACUGUGUAUAAGAAUGACAAGAGAAUCAAGCUACAGAUCUGGGAUACAGCAGGACAGGAGCGUUAUAGGACCAUUACGACGGCCUACUACCGCGGAGCCAUGGGCUUCAUACUCAUGUAUGACAUUACCAAUGAGGAGUCUUUCGGAGCGGUGCAGGACUGGUCAACCCAGAUAAAGACUUACUCCUGGGACAAUGCACAAGUCAUCCUGGCCGGUAAUAAGUGUGAUAUGGAGGAGGAAAGAGUUGUGUCUGUGGAGAGCGGCAAACUGCUAGCCGAACAGCUCGGCUUUGAGUUCUUCGAGACAAGCGCCAAGGAUAACAUCAACGUGAAGCAAACAUUCGAGCGCCUCGUUGAUAUCAUCUGUGACAAAAUGUCCGAGAGCCUAGAGACUGAUCCUGCAGUUACCACGGGAACGCAGGGCAAUGCCAGGCUAACAGACAACCCGCCACCAUUACAACAACCCAACUGUGCAUGUUAGUGCAUCAGAGUCCUGUGUGUGUGUGUGUGUGUGUGAGUACGGGUGUGGGUGUGUAUCCAAUACUUGGGCUUCUUUAGGUUGAGGCAUUAAACCUUUAACGUCGUGGCUCCUGGAUGGAACGAGCUGUAUCUCAUUGUUCAGGGAAGGCAUGUUAAGGGUCAUGUGACACUCUUACACUCCGCCCACAUCCCAGAUUGGUUGCACUUGUAAUGGAACGGAAUGCAUUUCUGAGAAAAGGUGAGGAAAAAGGGUUUGAAAUGCCUCAGUGCUGUGACCUGUAUCUGACUAUCAACCUACACUGUUUCAUAACGAGUUCAGUGUGAAUCCUGCUGCAGCGUAGUGCUAAAGCUGAUCAGAUCAUGAUAUCUGAAACAUUAAAAAACUAUAAACAACUGUAGUUUCAAUUAUGUUUUUAUUAGUUAUCAGCUUCAUUUAAAAGGAGGGGAAGGAAGCUUAUAGUACAAAAAUAGAUUUUAGUGUCCCAUCAGCACUCGAGUUAUAAAAUAACUGAUGAUUACUGAGAUAUCUGAAAGAAAAUGUAUAGUGUUGUAAUUUAUAAGAAUAUAUCAGAAUUAUAUCUGCCAGCCAUAUAAUGAGUAUGUGGUCAGAAGGCUACUCCACCAUUGUGGUAGUUCCUCACAAGGACUUUAUUCCAUCAGAUGUAAUCUGGAGAAAAAAAAAAUAUAUAUAUAUUUUUUGUUCUAGUUUCUGUUAAACUGCUGUGAGGAAAGUUGUAAACACUUGAAGUCAUUUAGAAUUGCAGUACAGCUAUAUUAGUAGCUACAUGAGUCGUAUAUACAAAGGGGUCGAUCAGAGCUCUAGAAAAAAAUCCCUUAGUACUUUAGUGAUGAACUUGUUAACUGUAACCUGUUUAUUCAGUGUUUCCCCCCCCCAGGCAUUGCAGUAUAAAAGAUGAAUAUUUUCCAAGAAGCCACUUGGAGCAGGAAGUGGUGCCUUUUAACAUUUCCCAGCUCUCUUGCCAUCUUAUUUUGUCCUUCUGUCAUCAGAGAGGCUGUACAGAUUUAAAAUGAUUGGAUUCUGUAAGAUAUCAUUUGCUCUUACUGAAAAGCGAGCUGCGUGAAAGAGGAGGAAGCUUUUUCUGCAGCGUCACUCAUACAAUCAAUACGUCAUACAGCAAUUCUGACUUUAAAAAAAAAAAAUUCUAAAUAACAGCGCGUCGAUUCUUCCGGUUGUAAUUCUCCACCUUCAUGUAGACGUUCCCAUCGAUUAUGUGUUGUCCAACACUGUACUGCAGUUCCUCUCUUUAUAAAAUGAAAUGAUGAAUAGAAAUGUAGCCCUGAUGUUAGACUUGUGUUGAAUGUGCUUUGCGUCUGAUGUCGUUUGUGAGUGUGUGAUGUGAAAUAAUAGAGAAAUCCAGAAAAGCACUACUAUUUAUUGUAUCAGAAGCGAGUAGGCCAGUGUGUGUAAUGUUAAACAGUCCUUAUGCAUUGCUGAUGUGGAAUCAGUGCAGCUGUUUUCCGCAGCCUUUAGCAUUACACUUGCAUGACAUCUAUAUUUAGAGAUCGGUAUCUAUAUAUUAUAGUCGUUGAAAUUCUGCAUCCUGCACACCUGUGGGCUGCAAUGGGCCAAUAAGUGCAAUAUUUUAAAUCCUGUUUCCUGUACAUACUGUAGAUGUGUAAUUUGAGGAAUGUGUAUACCUGCUGUGUGUGUGUGCGCGCGUGUGUGUGUGUGCGCGUGUGUGUGUGUGCGCACGCAUGUGUGUGUGUGUGUGUGUGUGUGUGUGUGUGUGUUAAAAAUGGGAAAAUUCUGAAAAUGGGAAAUGUUGUUUUUAGACACUUCACUCCCAUCUCAUCCUCCAGCUGAGCUCAUACCGAUGUGUUCACACUGAAAACAGGGGAGUAAUAAAUGCUCUGUGUGUGUGUGUGUGUGUGUGUGUGUGUGUGUGUGUGUGUGUGUGUGUGUGUGUUUGCAUUUGAAAUUAAUCACUAGGUUCUUGCCUAAGCAAGUGGUAAAAUGCGUAUGUGUAAAUCCCUUUAUGAAUGGGAGCAUGUUUGGUGUGGCUGUACUGACAGUAAAAGAUUCUUCAUUCACACAUGAGCCAGUGUAAUUGAUUGUACUUUAGUAGGAUGAACUUUUAUGCAUUUUUUUCCAUUCUCAAGCCCUAUACGAGACAAAUGAAUUAUGGAGUGAUGUCUAUUAUUAUUAUUUGAUAUCAAAAGCAAUUCAUUGUUCACAGAAAUCGAACACUGAUCAUGACAUUUGAUUUUGCUGUGCUGUGUGUAGGAAUUCAUGUUGAACUGGUUGUUUUGUUUGUGUGUGAUGAGUGUAUGACCAACUGUUACUAUUGAAAAUACAGAUAAACCUCCAGACUGUAUUGAUACUUAAAUAAAGUUAUUAAUGAAG
Messenger RNA from Ictalurus punctatus (channel catfish), 3143 nucleotides. RefSeq names its product ras-related protein Rab-3C. Gene Ontology annotation, molecular function: GTP binding; GTPase activity. The record is from RefSeq and is a predicted model, not a curated record. The transcript is spliced from 5 exons. Gene Ontology annotation, biological process: protein secretion; regulation of exocytosis; protein localization to plasma membrane. NCBI's taxonomy places the organism in Eukaryota, Metazoa, Chordata, Actinopteri, Siluriformes, Ictaluridae. Bases 108 to 779 code for a protein of 223 amino acids. Gene Ontology annotation, cellular component: synaptic vesicle; endosome; plasma membrane.